AUGGUCUUUUUGAAACUGGAAAUCAAAGCUGAGCUGGAAAACGUCACAGAUCUCGCCCCUUCUGGUGAUGAUUUCGAGUACUUUUUCAAAGUAGUCUGCAAUAGCUGUCAAGAAGAGCACCAGAAGUACGUCACAUUGAAUAGAUUGGAAACACGAAAUAUCUCGAAUAGUAGAGGCUCGGCACACCUCGUUUGGCGUUGUGGUAAUUGUAAAAAGGAGAGCUCAGCUAGCUUUGCUGCUGAACCAUCAAAACCAUACUCCGCUGACUCAAAUGGACAAUUUGCCACCCUAUUGAAGAUGGAAUGUCGUGGGUUAGAGUUUACAGAUUUUGCUCCAAUAGGGCGAUGGACAUGCCAGGGAGAGACCGGCACCAAAUUCUCCGAUGUUGAUCUUGAAGACGAUGACUGGGUCGACUAUGACGAGAAGGCUAAAGUCGAUGUUCGUAUUUCAAACAUCGAAAGCCGAUGGACCAGGGCGUGA
Messenger RNA from Suillus bovinus, 480 nucleotides. RefSeq names its product DUF866-domain-containing protein. The coding region runs from base 1 to 480 and encodes 159 amino acids. The record is from RefSeq and is a predicted model, not a curated record. The transcript has 6 exons. Lineage: Eukaryota; Fungi; Basidiomycota; Agaricomycetes; Boletales; Suillaceae. Gene Ontology annotation, molecular function: zinc ion binding.